This is a messenger RNA of Oldenlandia corymbosa var. corymbosa, 1001 nucleotides long. NCBI's taxonomy places the organism in Eukaryota, Viridiplantae, Streptophyta, Magnoliopsida, Gentianales, Rubiaceae. The record is from the annotation of a GenBank genome assembly.
AUUCAAGAUAUUAUACCAACAUGGCUUUCUUUCACCAUUUUCUUCUCUUGCUAGUCAUCUGCAGCUUCACAGUUGAAUCAGCUGAGCUCUGGACUCAAAGCUGCAAUGACAACUCCAUCACAAACAGCACUCAGAUAUCAUCCAACAUCGAUGCAUUGCUGGUUCAACUCGUAUCGGGCACUAUCAAAAACGGCUACAUUACAACUUCUUACGGUAAAUCAAACUACAAAGUUUACGGUCUCUCGCAAUGCAGAGCGGAUGUAAGCCGAACCACUUGCUCGACUUGCAUUCUCGACGCAGCGAAACAAAUUCGCCAACUCUGCCCGAAUCAGGCCGGCGCAAGCAUUUGGUAUGACGAUUGCUUUCUCAGGUAUGACACGAGAAAAUUCGCGGGACAAGUCGACACGACGGUCGGGAUUUAUUUUUACAAUGUUGAGAAUGUGACUGAUCCUGAUUCUUUCAACAAGCAACUCGAAACCUUGACAGGACAGAUCAGUUCUGAGGCAGUUAAGCCUGGAAACAGAGGAUUUGGCAGGGGAAAGAUUGGAUGGUCAAAAUCAGAAGAUAUAUACGGAUUGGUUCAAUGCACAAGGGAUUUAUCACAGGCUUCUUGCACUCAAUGCCUGGAUACAGCAGUUGGGAAUUUACGCAAUUUCUGCGAGGAUAAAAAGGGAUGCAGAGUGCUGUACAACAGCUGCAUACUUCGUUAUGAGUUAUAUUCAUUCUUCUAGUUGAUUUCCUCUUCAUUGCCAGAGUUCUUAAAAAAGUGUAUCUGUAUCUGUAUUCCAUAAGAAUUGGAUAGUUUAUAUAUGCAUGAAUAAGAUCAAUUCUGUAAAAUCUAGUUGCACAGGGAUAAUAAUGUAACAGAGAAACUGAAUUUGCUGUGGGUUUACCUUUUUUUGUAACUGCUCAUUUUGAAUCUUUGGUUGAUUUUUGUUUGUUUACAUAUUGCAAUAUCUUAAUUAGACAAGUUGAUGAAUGACGAUCAUCAUUCGUCAUGG